CUAUUGCGCAUGACUGUACGUCGGAAUAUGAAGUAGGCCUCCUGUUUUUCUCCCCAACCCGAAGUCCUCCUGGCCCCCACCACCUCGCUGCAACGCUCACAAGUAAGCAAAACACGGAGGCUGCUCUCGAUUAUUCGUGAAGGUGAGGUGUGGUUUGCACACACAAGAUUUGUCAGCAACUCAAAGGCUGCGAUCCCAACAACUAAUUAUACCAACAAGUGACAUUCCAGAAGCAGGUUUGCUUGACCACCAUGUCCUUCCUGUGGCCUGGUGCCCUCUCAUGACCCCAAUGACCUCAGCUCCACUUUUGACCCCAAACCCCUUCUACAACCCCCUCAGAAAAUACGUUAACUGAGCACGUGCAUAGGCUGCAGUGAGGUGGUCUUCCAAAUGCCUACCUCACGCCUAAAGAACAAAUCACUGCAGCCACAGCCCUGAUUAGCAGCCACCAUGACAUCAAGCAUAGGGGAUGAUUGUAGUAUCUUUGAUGGGUUGAUGGAAGAAGAUGAAAAGGACAAAGCGAAACGUGUGUCCCGUAACAAGUCUGAGAAGAGACGGCGAGACCAGUUCAAUGUCCUCAUCAAGGAACUCGGCACAAUGUUGCCUGGCAACACUAGAAAGAUGGACAAGUCCACCAUCCUGCAGAAAAGCAUCGACUUCCUGUGUAAACACAAAGAGAUUGCAGCUCAGUCUGAGUCGAGUGAGAUCAGGCAAGACUGGAAGCCUCCAUUUCUUAGCAAUGAGGAAUUCACCCAGCUCAUGCUGGAGGCUCUUGAUGGGUUCUUUAUAGCAAUAAUGACUGAUGGCAACAUCCUCUACGUGUCCGAGAGUGUCACCUCACUACUAGAACACCUCCCGGCGGAUUUGGUGGACCAGAACUUGUUAAACUUCCUGCCGGUUGGGGAACACUCCGAAGUGUACAAGGCUCUGUCCACACACCCCUCUGAGCUAGAGAACCUUAGCACUGAUUACCUAAAGUCUAAGAAUCACAUGGAGUUCUGCUGUCAUAUGCUGCGAGGGGCCAUUGACCCCAAAGAAUCCCCUGUUUAUGAAUAUGUUAAGUUCAUCGGCAACUUCAAGUCUCUCAAUAACGUUCCCAACGUGACUAGGAACGGUCUGGCAGGGGUGUUACAGCGGUCGCUACAACCUGCCUUUGAUGACCAGGUGUGCUUUGUAGCCACGGUCCGGCUAGCUAAGCCUCAGUUUAUCAAGGAAAUGUGUACGGUGGAGGAGCCCAAUGAAGAGUUCACGUCGAGACACAGUCUAGAAUGGAAAUUCCUCUUUUUAGACCAUCGAGCGCCACCAAUUAUUGGCUACCUGCCUUUUGAGGUUUUGGGGACAUCAGGGUACGACUAUUACCAUGUGGAUGACCUGGAGACGCUAGCGAAAUGUCAUGAACACUUAAUGCAAUAUGGUAAAGGGAAGUCAUGCUACUACCGUUUCCUGACGAAAGGUCAACAGUGGAUCUGGCUGCAGACACACUACUACAUCACCUACCAUCAGUGGAACUCUCGACCUGAGUUUAUUGUCUGCACGCACACAGUAGUCAGCUAUGCAGAGGUGAGGGCAGAACAGCGCAGAGAGCUGGGCAUCGAGGAGGCAAAUCCAGAGGUCACUGCAGAUAAGAGUCAAGACUCUGGCUCAGAGUCACAGCUCAAUACGUCCAGCCUGAAGGAGGCGCUGGAGCGAUUUGACCACAGUAGAACACCUUCGACGUCCUCACGGAGUUCCCGCAAGUCCUCAUCGCAUGUCUCUGACAACACCUGCACUUCGACGGCUCCCAAGUUACACAUGGACACGGCCACGCCCCCUCGGCAGUCGUUGGCAUCCACCAUGGAGAUGACAUCACAGCGCCGGUCAUCUAUCAGCAGCCAGUCUAUGAGCUCUCAGACUACAGGGCAGAGUGUAGCUCCUGGUAUGAUCAAUCAGCAACAACAACAACAACAACAACAACAACAGCAACAGCAGCAGCAACAGCAACAGCAGCAGCAACAACAACAACAACAACAACAACAACAGCAGCUCCAGACAAAUGUGCAGCCAGUGAUGGAGUUCUCAGCGCAGGUGAAUGCCAUGCAGCACUUAAAGGAGCAGCUGGAGCAGAGGACCAGAAUGAUCCAGGCUAACAUUCAGCGGCAGCAGGAGGAGCUCAGACACAUCCAGGAGCAGCUGCAGAGAGUCCAGGGGCAGGGUAUACAGAUGUUGCUGCAGCAGCAGGGUGGACCCAUGAAUGUACAGCUUCCUCAAGUAGGAUCAGUCCAGCAGACAACUACGUUGACUAAUCAGGUCCAGCAAACAACAAUUAACCCCGUCCAUUCGGGAACUCAGCAGCUCACCAUCCAGCAGCAGGCUCCUCCCACUCAACAGAGCUUACAACAGCAGACCAACACCCUUACGCAGCCCCAGCGUCAGACUCAGCAAGCUCCUCAGCCCCAGCCUCAACCCCAGACCCAGGGCUCUGUAUCUGCUCCUUUAUACAACACAAUGAUGAUUUCCCAGCCAGGACAGCCAAAUGUGCUGCAGAUCAGCACCAGCCUGCCGCAGAAUAACACCCAGCAAGGCACAGCUGUGGCCACUUUCACCCAGGACCGACAGAUCCGCUUCCCAGCAGGGCAGCAGCUUGUGACCAAGCUCGUGACAGCUCCAAUGCAUGCAUGUGGUGCAGUCAUGGUUCCCACUUCUAUGUUUAUGGGGCAGGUGGUUACCGCAUACAACCCCUUUGGGAGCCAGCAGCAAGGGGGGCAGACCCAAACGCUGACUCUGCAGCCCGCCCAAGCACCUCAAGGACAACCAGACGGCCAAAACCAGACGGCUGUAGUGGCACAAAGCAACCAGCAGGGGCAGCAGCAACAACAGCAAUUCCUACAGGGCCCUCGUCUUCUCCACAACAACCAGUCUACGCAGCUGAUCCUGCAGGCAGCUUUCCCACUCCAGCAGCAGGGAACCUUCACCCAGGCAACACAUCCACAGCAGCAGCAACAACUGCAGCAACAACAACAACAACCGCAGCAACAGCAGCAACAACAAUCUCACCACCAGAGGCACCAGCAGCAGCUUAAACCACAGCCCCAGAAACAGCAGAAAGCCCCGUCAUCGCACAGGACUGACGCUGUCAGCAGCCAACAGCAGUGAAGCGAGGAGGGGAGUGUGUACAGCAAGAACAUGUGGGGAAUCGAAGCUCUUAAGGGAUUGCUGCAUACGUUUGUUUUUUUUGUUGUUUUUUUUCCCCCCCGAAAUCGUUCCUCCAUCUGAAAGAAACAAAUCAUAGGAAAGAGGAAAAUGAGUCCACAAGGAACUCACCAAAAGACUGUCACCAUGGCAACAGGAUGGAUUCAAAUCCCCAUUUCCUCUCAUGAGAAGCGGUGUUGUGAGGGAAGCUUCACUUUCCGUGAAAACCUGAAUUAAUUACUUUAUGGCCACUUUUUUUUUUCUUUUUUUUCUGAGAAGCGUGUCAAAGCGAACUGGCCUUGUACAGAUUUACUGUAUGAUAAAAACAAAAACUUGUAAAUAUCCACCAUAGCCUAACAGAAAACAGAAAUGUAGUAUUUUAUAUGAUUGCAUGGAAAAAAUAACUGUGUAAGCUUUUAUUAGUUGCUUUAAAAAAACGAAAAAAAAAACCAACAAAACUUUUUACUUUGGUCAAGUGUGGUCAAAGAUGGAGCACUGACUCCUCUCUUAGACCUCCCCGCCCUACCACCACCACCACCCCUCCCAGGAAAAAAUUAAGUCCAGAACAAGGUUUUAAAGUUCUGAGUGUUUUAAAAAAUGGUUGGGCUUGGGUGUUUUUUGUGGAAGUUGUUUUUUGAACACUGUGUCUCUGAGACAAAAAAAGGCUCUCUUUCUAAUUACAGAUCAUGCUUGGCAAGAAACUAGAUUGCAGUUUAACUGUAUUAUUUACAGGAUAAUUACUGUACAUAUGACGGGUUUAGUGAUUCCAAGUGCCAAUAACAUAGUCAAAUUUUUUUUUUUACUUUAAAUUUCAAGCAGACUAUUCAAAGGCAUAUAUUUUCCAACAAGAUAUUACCCCUAUUAAAAUUAGUGCGUGUGUAUAUAGUAGGGAUUAUUUUUUAAAAGUAAAAGAGCCCUAUAUGUAACAAACAGUAUAUCCUCAAGCUCCUCAACUUUAGCACUUAACGUGGUUGUGUACGAUAAAUCACUGUCGACCCUGU
Messenger RNA from Oreochromis aureus, 4169 nucleotides. RefSeq names its product clock circadian regulator b (gene clockb). Gene Ontology annotation, biological process: regulation of transcription by RNA polymerase II; circadian regulation of gene expression. Bases 451 to 3132 code for a protein of 893 amino acids. Lineage: Eukaryota; Metazoa; Chordata; Actinopteri; Cichliformes; Cichlidae. The transcript has 24 exons. Gene Ontology annotation, cellular component: nucleus; cytoplasm; CLOCK-BMAL transcription complex. The record is from RefSeq and is a predicted model, not a curated record. Gene Ontology annotation, molecular function: E-box binding; protein dimerization activity; DNA-binding transcription factor activity, RNA polymerase II-specific.